This is a messenger RNA of Aspergillus fischeri NRRL 181, 648 nucleotides long. Its product is annotated as small nuclear ribonucleoprotein-associated protein. The transcript is spliced from 5 exons. Bases 1 to 648 code for a protein of 215 amino acids. The record is from RefSeq and is a predicted model, not a curated record. Lineage: Eukaryota; Fungi; Ascomycota; Eurotiomycetes; Eurotiales; Aspergillaceae. Gene Ontology annotation, cellular component: U2 snRNP; U5 snRNP; cytoplasm. Gene Ontology annotation, molecular function: RNA binding. Gene Ontology annotation, biological process: mRNA splicing, via spliceosome.
AUGGCCGCCAACAAGCAGGGCAAGAUGAUCAACUAUCGGAUGAGGAUUACCCUGACCGACGGCCGACAGAUGACGGGACAAAUGCUCGCCUUCGAUAAGCACAUGAACCUCGUACUCGCAGACACAGAAGAAUUCCGCCGCGUCAAGCGGAAGUCCAAGCCCGCUGCUGGGCCGUCGAACGCUCCCCUGGUCGAAGCGGAAGAGAAGCGGACUCUCGGCCUCACAAUCGUGCGCGGUACUCACGUCGUUUCCUGCUCCGUUGAUGGCCCACCUCCUGCCGAACCCUCCGCGCGACUUGGAACAGGUGCGCCCGGUGCAGCUGCAGCUGCCACUCUUGCUGCUGGCCCAGGAAUAAGCAAGCCCGCUGGACGAGGCCUUCCUGUCGGCCUGGGAGGCCCUGUUGCUGGCGUUGGAGGACCACCACCGCCCCCUGGCGGCUUCGGUGGUUUCCCACCCGGUGGAUUCCCUGGAGCACCUCCUCCGGGAUUUGCUGGCCGUGGAGGACCCCCCGGUGGACCUCCUGGCUUCGGUCCCCCACCUGGAUUUGCGCCUCAAGGUGGACCUCCUGGUGCUUUCCAGCCUCCACCAGGCUUCCAACCUCCCGGUCAGGGCCGGGGUUUCCCUCCUCCAGGCUUUGGUGGUAGAUGA